This is a messenger RNA of Sciurus carolinensis (gray squirrel), 5856 nucleotides long. It is a transcript of the gene Cep162, whose product is annotated as centrosomal protein 162. Gene Ontology annotation, biological process: cilium assembly. The transcript has 28 exons. The coding region runs from base 179 to 4546 and encodes 1455 amino acids. NCBI's taxonomy places the organism in Eukaryota, Metazoa, Chordata, Mammalia, Rodentia, Sciuridae. The record is from RefSeq and is a predicted model, not a curated record. Gene Ontology annotation, cellular component: axonemal microtubule; centriole; centrosome.
GCCCACAAGCACGUGACUAGCCCUGGUCAUGUGACUCCGGAACUGGCAGCUGACGUCUGUUACCCUGACAACUGCCGGCCCGCACGGGCCUUCCGGGGAAGCGCGGGAUUCAGAGGCAAAAGCAGUGUUUCCAGUGUUGUAAAUAGGAUGUUUGUUUGGGAAGUGAAAAUUACUGAUUAUGGCUCACCAUUCCAAAGAAGAGCUGGAUGAAGAAUUUGAACAGUUUAUGAAGGAGCUUUCAGAUGAUUCUUUUGAAAGUUCAAGCAAAACAACUAGACAACCUGAAAAAGAAAUGAAGAAAGAUACAGUUCCUUGGUGGAUAACUGAAGAUGAUUUUGAAGAUGGUGGACUGCUUGGAACAAAUGUAAGCUAUUUGAAAACAAAGACGACUUCUCAACCUUUUUCAGAAAUAGAAGAGGAUUCUGCCGAAAAAAUUCAAUUUCUUAAGAGCAGUGGAACCUCUAUCUUAAGUGUUGACAGCUUAGAAACAAAUGAACUAGUAGUUUCUGAGCUGGAUCAUAGUAUUCUUGGAUUGGGAUUGGAUACAUUAGAAGAACAAGAGGAGAAAGAGCAGUUUUUUGCCAGGCUUGAGAAAGGAUUGACUUCAUCCAUUGAUUAUUCAAGAUUGAAUAAGGAAUUGGAUUCUAAUGACUCCACACAUUUUAAAACUUUACAUAGUUAUCAAGCUAAUGUAGAACUAACUGAUGUUGAACAUGAGACUGAAUUAAAACAUGAAGAAUCACCAGAAAAUUACACUGAUGAUUUUGAAGAUGCAGAGGAUAUAGAUGCACCUUUGAUUUCUAAAGAUGAUGAGACUCACUCCAAGGAUAAUCUCAAAUCAGAAGAAAUAAAUGUUCCCAAACAGGAAGAAGAGAAAACCGGUAUGCUGGCUAAUGUUGUGUUGCUUGAUUCAUUAGAGUCUAUUGAAGAAGUAAACCUUGAUGAACAAGAAAAAGCAACAGCUAAGCCAAAGACCCUACCAGAAAUGACUGAAAAUGAAAUGACAGGAACAGGUCUUUCUUAUGGACAGAGCAAUAGUGACAUUGAAGCCUUACAUCAGGCUUACUGUCAUAUAGCUCAUUCUUUGGGAGAUGCAGAAGAACAAAGAAUUGAGAGUAACACAGAGGAAAAUAUCAAGAGUUCAGUGAAAGAUCAUUCUCAAGAACAUGAAGAGUCUUCAAAAAACAUCUCUACUACUGAAUCUGAUCUGCCCACAGUAGAGGAGCUGAUGAAACCUAUCAGAAUAGAUUCCUUUGGGAUAACUGGUCUUGAUUUACAACCUGUCAGACACACUUAUCUCCUCCCCAAAGCAGAUAGCCCAAAGUACCACUCAGGACUGCCUCCAUAUGAAGGGCUAGGAUUUCCAGGUGAAGUGCAGUCCUCUCCAUCAGGUUUGGAUGUCACUCCACCUUGCCUACCAAUGGAUGAAUUAAAAAGUUCAAAGAAAGUGACUGAUAAUAAAGAAGCUGAAUAUGUUGGCUCUUUACCCCUUAAGAUGAAUGCAAAUAUUAUGUCUCAAGACCCAAGACACACGAACCAAUAUUUUAACAAAAAUGAGAAUGUGAUUUUACCAAAGACAACAAAUGAGAGUAUGGAAAAUAGCUGUCCAAUGGUAACUACUAUGGAAGAACACAUUGAUAAAAUGUACCUUGAUAUUUUGAAGAAAAAAAUAUCUGUUGAUCCUUCGUUAUUACCUCAGGAUGACAAAACUAACAAAACUUUCAGAUCUCAGCUCAGUUCUGGAGAAGAAGGGGCUAUAACUGGUAAACAGGUACCAUAUAAGAAGGCCAGAAGUGCACCUCCUUUGCUUAAAAGAAAAACCCAGAGUGGAUUAUAUGCAUCAGUUAGGAGCUCAGGCUAUGGCAAACCCAGUUCACCACUCAAGAUGUUUUCUACUUUUGAAAAGAAAACUUCAAAGGAUGUUGCAAAAGGCAAAAACUUGAGAUCCAUUCCUACCUCAAAUCAAGCUAGGAAAAAAGGUAUCUUAUCUGGAACAAAACUCAUCAAGCCUGCGACUUUGAGUAAACCAACUCCCAAAAGUGAAAGUCACCUGACCACUCCUAAUAAGUCUGAAGAUCACACAGCAGCUGAUUCUUAUGUUCAGUUUCAGACUGAUUCUUCAGGAUACUGUGGUGAAAACAAGGAGAAAGAAUUAUUCAUGCUUAAAAGAGUUCAGGAAGCCGAAGAAAAAUGGAGGGGUGCGCAAGCCCUAAUUGAGCAAAUUAAAGUCACAUUCUCAGAAAAAGAGAAAGAACUAGAAAAUAAGUUGGAAGAACUAAAGAGAGAGCAAGAAAAAGAGCUCUUCAAAUUGAAUCAAGAAAAUUAUAUUCUUCAAGCCAAGUUAAGUAGCUUUGAAGAAACAAACAGAAAACAAAGAUGGUUACAUUUUGGAGACACAACUGAUCCUGUCACUGGAGAAAAACUGAAGCAAAUCCAAAAAGAAAUACAAGAACAAGAGACACUUCUUCAAGGAUAUCAACAGGAAAACGAACGGUUGUAUAAUCAAGUGAAAGAUCUCCAAGACCAAAACAAAAAAAAUGAAGAACGAAUGUUUAAGGAAAACCAGAGUUUAUUCAGUGAGUUAGCCUCCUUAAAAGAACAGAUACACAAAAGUCGAUUCCUGUCUCAUGCAGUUGAAGAUUCAGAACCCACCAGAAACCAGAGUUUUACAGAUCUGUUAGCAGAACUACGGGUGGCACAGAAAGAAAAAAAUGGUCUGUUAGAAGACAUCAAAAGGUUGAAGCAAGAUAAACAAGGUCUUGAAGUAGACUUAGAAAAAAUGAAGAAGGAGCGGGACCAAGCCAAAGAUCAGAUUGCUUAUGCCACUGGUGAAAAGUUAUAUGAAAUAAAAAUUUUAGAAGAAACACAUAAACAAGAAAUCAGUCGUCUACAAAAAAGGUUACAGUGGUAUGCUGAAAAUCAGGAACUUCUGGAUAAAGAUGCAGUUCGUCUUAAGGAAGCAAAUGAAGAAAUUGAGAAGCUGAAACUUGAGAUUGAGAAAUUGAAAGCUGAAUCUGGGAGUUCAUCUACUCAGCAUAAGUUACGUUCAAAAGAUAGAGCAGUUGAUGCCAAAAAAAUUCAGGAUCUGGAGCGACAAGUUAAGGAAAUGGAAGGAAUUCUGAAGAGAAGAUAUCCCAAUUCUUUACCUGCUUUAAUAUUGGCUGCAUCAGCAGCUGGUGAUACAGUAGAUAGAAACACAGUGGAAUUUAUGGAAAAAAGGAUAAAAAAACUAGAAGCUGAUCUGGAGGGCAAAGAUGAAGAAGCAAAGAAAAGCCUGCGUACCAUGGAACAACAGUUUCAGAAAAUGAAGAUUCAGUAUGAACAAAGACUAGAGGAGCAGGAACAGUUACUUGCUUACAAAUUGAAGGAAGCACCCCAGAACCAACGUGACAAUUCCUCAAGGGUUAAAGCACUAGAGACGGAACUUGAGGACGUGAAGGAAGCCCAUCAAGUCACUGUGAGGAACCUUGAAGCAGAAAUAAAUGUUCUCAAACACCAGAAUGCUGAAUUAGAGCUCAAGAAAAACAGCAAAGAUGAUAAAGAUUUACAGUCUAUAGAAUUCCAGGUGGAACAGGCUCAUGCUAAAGCUAAACUGGUGAGACUCAAUGAAGAACUGGCUGCAAAAGGAAGGGAAAUACAAGACCUUUCAAAAACUGUGGAGAGGCUUCAGAAGGAAAGAAGAAUGAUGCUGUCUAAUCAGAACUCAAAGGGCAGGGAAGAAAUGAAUGUCAAAAGGCCGAAGAAAGAUGUUUUGCAUCCAAAUAAACGAAAUGCACACUCCUCUGGAACUAUGGAUAAGAAGUUGUACCAGCCACAAACUUUCACUGAUUCCCAUAUUUCAGAGGUUUUGCAAGAAAAUUACAGAUUGAAAAAUGAGCUAGAGGGAUUAAUUUUGGAGAGAAAUAAGCUGAAGAUGGAAUCUGAAACCGCAGUGAACCAAUUUGAAAACUCCAUGAAGAGGGUCAAGGAAGAUACUGCAGCACAUAUUGCAUCCCUGAAAGCAUCUCAUCAGAGGGAAGUAGAGAAACUCCUUUGUCAAAAUGCAGUAGAAAAUUCUUCUUCCAAAGUAGCUGAACUGAAUCGUAAAAUAGCAACUCAAGAGGUACUUAUAAAACAUUUCCAAAGUCAGAUUAAUGAGCUUCAGGGUAAACAAGAAUCUCUUACAGUUUCUCAAGUUCGAGAAGAAAUCCUACAGAAAGAGAUUACAAAACUCUUAGAAGAAUUGAGAGAAGCCAAAGAAAACCAUACACCAGAAAUGAAACAUUUCAUGAGUUUGGAAAAGAAAAUUAAGCAGAUGGAAAUGAGACAUAAGCAAAGAGAACAAGAACUUCAACAGAUAAUACAGCAAACACACCAAGUUGUAGAAACUGAGCAAAACAAAGAAAUUGAGAAAUGGAAAAGACUCGCACAGUUGAAGAAUCAUGAACUGGACAAAUUCCGCACAGAAUUAGACUCAAUACUGGAUGUUCUUCGGGAGCUGCACCGGCAGGGGGUGGUUGUGCCAGUUGCUUUUGCAGAUCAAGUACAUGCACCAGAGUUUUUCUAGAAACUCACAUUUUGUAUGAUCUCAUUGAAAGGCCUAAAGAUAGAUGAAAAUGUACCAUUGUCGGAAGGACAGCUUUUGAAAAUUAAGUGUACCAGUCUGUUGCCAGAAGCAAGCAAUACCAAAGCUACAUUUCAAAAUAAUCUGCCCUUAACCAACAGGGGGAAAAAUAAAUAAAAGCAUCAUGGUAUGUUUUACCAAAAAUCAUUAACUAAUCACAUUUUAAAUGAUUUAUGGACAGUUUCCUUAAUGUCAGAUGAUUGUAACUAGUAAGAUUUAUUAUAAAAGGUCUUACAUUCUAGAAAUGGAAAGAAAAAAAUUGUACAUACUCUGCCACAUUAUUACUGACCAAAUAUGUAUUCUUAAUUUUCUUUGUGACAGGAAAACAGCUCCUCUUUCCCAUGGAAAUGGGUAAAAACUUGUAAGCUCAGUGACUUGGACAAUCUCAUCAAUCAUAGUUGAGUUAGAGUUUCCCUAGUAAUUGAGAUGAGAACUUUAACUUCUCUGCAGGUAGAUGGUGAUGUCUUAUGUCCUCCCAGUUUCCUGCUCAUUCCUCUAGGUGGCUUUUUUUUUUUAACCUGAUGUAAGAUGGAAAAUACAUUUCACUGGUAGGGGAGUUUGAUUUAUACAUUGUUUUAUUCCUUUAGUGUGUGUCUUGUAAAUGCCAGUCCUAAUUUUUGUAAUUCUGAAAUUAUGAACACUAUAAUUUAUACCUUUUCUGUUGAAAAAUUAAUAUAUGUCCAUUAGAAGAAAAUACAAAUGUACAUAAAAGUAGCUAGAUUGUUAUUUUAUUUUAUAAUUCCCAUUUUAAAAGCAGAUAGGAAAUAUAUAAGAUAGUGAUAAGUCAAAGCUUUAGCCAGUUUGUUUUAAAAUGUACUAGGUCAGCACUAAUAGAAAUAUGUGAACUACACAUGUAAUUUUUAAUUUUGUAGCCACAACAUUUAAAAAAGUAAAAGAUAAAUAAAAAAUGAAUUUUGGCAUUUUUUUCAUAGUAAGUCUUCAAAAUAUAUAUUUAUAGCACAUUUCAAUUUGGACAGGCCACAUCCCAAGUAUUCAGUGAUCACAUGUCAUAAGUGCAAUUAUCGAGUAAUAAUUACAAAGUAAAAUGCUUCAUGAAGGACAGGUAAACUAGAUCUUGGUGAAAUUGUGGGCAACCAAUGUGAGGUAUGAAAGUUGUUAAAUAUAAAGGAUGCAAUUAUUGUCUUAAUUUUCAACAUUUUUAAUGUAUCUUUCCUAAGAGGGUAGUAAAAGCAUUAUAGUUUGUUAUUUUUUAUAUGAAAGAAUCUUAAGUUAUAAAUAAUUUAUUUUGAUUA